Messenger RNA from Manihot esculenta (cassava), 1105 nucleotides. Its product is annotated as ATP synthase subunit O, mitochondrial. Gene Ontology annotation, biological process: proton motive force-driven mitochondrial ATP synthesis. Bases 113 to 862 code for a protein of 249 amino acids. NCBI's taxonomy places the organism in Eukaryota, Viridiplantae, Streptophyta, Magnoliopsida, Malpighiales, Euphorbiaceae. The record is from RefSeq and is a predicted model, not a curated record. Gene Ontology annotation, cellular component: membrane. Gene Ontology annotation, molecular function: proton-transporting ATP synthase activity, rotational mechanism. The transcript has 6 exons.
UGACUCUUUUUCCAAGGAAUCGCUCCAUAACCCUCGAAAUUUCAUCUCUUUCUACCCAUCUCUCACUAGCUGUUUGAAAGCUCGAAAAGCAUUGAACAACAGAACAAAACUCAUGGCAAUGGCUGGGCGUCUCAGAUCGGGUCUGCCUCUACUCAAUAGGAUUUUGAGAUCUGAUUCCCUCUCUGCUUCCGGAUCGGCCGUUGAACGCUCCGUUCUUUGCCCUGCUUUCACAUCUGAGUCUUCAAAACAUUUUGCUACUGCAUCUGGACAAAAGGAGGAGAAGGUUAAGGUGCCACUUGUUUUGUUUGGGGCAUCUGGAAACUAUGCUUCUGCUUUGUACAUUGCAGCCAAAAAGGCUAAUGCACUGGACAAGGUUGAGUCUGAAAUUCUUGACCUUGUGGAGGCUUCAAAGAGAAGCCCUACAUUUUCCCAGUUCACAAAGGACUCGUCAGUGCGUGCUGAAACAAGAGUCAAGGCUAUCGAUGAAAUUUGUGGCCAAGCUAAAUUUUCAGAUCUUACAAGGAACUUUUUAGUUGUGGUGGCUGAGAAUGGCAGGCUAAGAAACUUAGAUACCUUUGCAAAGAGAUUUGUGGAGUUGACCAUGGCAGACAAGGGAGAAGUGAAAGCUAUAGUCACAAGCGUAAUUCCCUUGCCUCCAGAAGAGGAGAGAGAAUUGAAGGAGACACUGCAGGAAAUAAUUGGAAAAGGAAAGAAAGUUAAGCUCGAACAGAAGAUUGAUCCAAGUAUUCUUGGGGGCCUUGUGGUAGAGUUUGGGCAGAAGGUGUUUGAUAUGUCCAUUAAAACAAGGGCGAAGCAGAUGGAGAGGUUCUUGCGUGAGCCUAUUAACUUGGGCACCAUUUAAUUGCCCGUCUUGAGGAUACUUCUUUAUCAACUUCCAUCAAUGGUCUAGAAAGGAAAAAGUACUUUGAACUUUUUGGUUGGUUUUGUUCUGUUGUACCCUCCAUUUCAUGUGAUGGGAAAGCAUCUGUUUGCAAAUAAAAAUUUGUUCAGGGCAAUCACUAACAGACCUCUACUUUCUUGAUUUUCAACUUAUUGGUAUUUUUGGAGGUCCUAAUUUGUUUAAAUAUUACUGGUCUGUUUGGUA